AUGAAGAGGAGAAGGAGGAAGAGGAGAGAGGAGCUGAGAGAAGAGGAAGAGGAGAAGGAGGAGACUGAUGAGGAGGAGGAGGAGGAGACUGAUGAGGAGGAGGAGGAGGAGACUGAUGAGGAGGAGGAGGAGGAGACUGAUGAGGAGGAGGAGGAUGAUAAGGAAGAAGAGAAGGAGGAGGCUGAUGAGGAGGAGGAGGAGGAGGAGACUGAUGAGGAGGAGGAGGAGGAGACUGAUGAGGAGGAGGAGGAGGAGACUGAUGAGGAGGAGGAGGAUGAUAAGGAAGAAGAGAAGGAGGAGGCUGAUGAGGAGGAGGAGGAGGAGACUGAUGAGGAGGAGAAGGAGGAGACUGAUGAGGAGGAGAAGGAGGAGACUGAUGAGGAGGAGAAGGAGGAGACUGAUGAGGAGGAGAAGGAGGAGACUGAUGAGGAGGAGGAGGAUGAUAAGGAAGAAGAGAAGGAGGAGGCUGAUGAGGAGGAGGAGACUGAUGAGGAGGAGGAGGAGGAGACUGAUGAGGAGGAGAAGGAGGAGACUGAUGAGGAGGAGAAGGAGGAGACUGAUGAGGAGGAGAAGGAGGAGACUGAUGAGGAGGAGGAGGAUGAUAAGGAAGAAGAGAAGGAGGAGGCUGAUGGGGGCGGAGCCUGUGCAUGUGUGCCUGACUCUGAGUUAGCAUGA
This is a messenger RNA of Knipowitschia caucasica, 675 nucleotides long. The record is from the annotation of a GenBank genome assembly. NCBI's taxonomy places the organism in Eukaryota, Metazoa, Chordata, Actinopteri, Gobiiformes, Gobiidae.